GUGAACUAAACGUAAAAGUAAAUAUUACCAGGCUUAAAGAGCCAUUGGAUUUAAGUUAUUUGGUUUCGACGAUCUCCCUUCUUUUAAAAAGGUCGGAUGGAUUCCACGUUGCUUGAUAAUCUUAAGAAGGCAGGGGUAAAGGACAGUGUAAUUUCUAUUCUUGAAGAUGAAGAGUUCGAUUCAGCUGGUAUUUUAAACAAUAUAUCUGAUGAGCUGUUGAAGGCAUGUGGCAUAAAAGGAGGGCAAUUUAUACGAAUCAAAAAUGCAUUGGCAACGAUUAACAACUUGGACAAGUUUCUGCCAGUAAGAAAUAUUCCAUCCACCAUUGAACCAUCCACCCAGAAGAUCGCUUUAUCCACUAGUCAUUCCUGUGCCAUAAAUGACCAUUUCAGCAAUUCUUCAGCGUCAAUUGAAGAAGCUAAUUUGUCAACAGGCACAGCGUCACCUACAACAUCUAGUACACCUCGACAUACCAUAGCAUCUGAAAAGAGUAAUCAACCUUCACCAAGCUUUGUACUUGUGGAAGAAAGGAAACCGAACAAGAACUGGAUAAAAGUUUUCUCCAAGAGUGAAUGAAGCACUGCAAGCAGGAAAACUUAAUGGAAACCUUAGGGAUGAGUUUACUGGGGACAUUUGUUCUUCUAUUAAAGCUCAUACAAUGUUUCUAUCCAGAGAAGAAAAACAAAGAGUGGCUUCCAUGAUUGUAGAAAAAUAUACUUUUCUCGUCGAUUCACUUGGAGCUGGUACAGUAAGUCAUAUUCAUAUUAUUUAAUGCAUAAGAUAAUCUUUAGAAGAAAUCCUAUAGCUUUGCUCGCUAUCUCUUAUAAUGUGCAGCAUGAACUUUCUUCGUUACAGGGGUCAUGGUUGAAAAGCAAUCACUAAUCGAUUCAAAAACAUGCGUAGAAAGAAGACAAAUUCAACAACAAGAUCUGUUUGUGUGUCUCAAACUACACAAAAGCAGCCAGAAACAAAGAUGUUUCUAAGCUGUUUUAUAUAUAUAUAUAUACAUUUAACUUUACUGGUUUCAUAUAUUGACUUGUUUAUAGUAUGUUUUAUGUUUUUGUAUA
Xenia sp. Carnegie-2017 is the source of this 1067-nucleotide messenger RNA. RefSeq lists its product as uncharacterized. NCBI's taxonomy places the organism in Eukaryota, Metazoa, Cnidaria, Anthozoa, Malacalcyonacea, Xeniidae. The transcript has 4 exons. The record is from RefSeq and is a predicted model, not a curated record. Bases 97 to 576 code for a protein of 159 amino acids.